Odobenus rosmarus divergens (Pacific walrus) is the source of this 1940-nucleotide messenger RNA. RefSeq names its product p21 protein (Cdc42/Rac)-activated kinase 4 (gene PAK4). The transcript is spliced from 8 exons. Gene Ontology annotation, molecular function: ATP binding; protein serine/threonine kinase activity. Gene Ontology annotation, cellular component: cytoplasm. The record is from RefSeq and is a predicted model, not a curated record. NCBI's taxonomy places the organism in Eukaryota, Metazoa, Chordata, Mammalia, Carnivora, Odobenidae. Gene Ontology annotation, biological process: protein phosphorylation; regulation of MAPK cascade; intracellular signal transduction. The coding region runs from base 1 to 1788 and encodes 595 amino acids.
AUGUUUGGGAAGAAGAAGAAGCGGGUCGAGAUCUCCGCGCCCUCUAACUUCGAGCACCGCGUGCACACGGGCUUCGACCAGCACGAACAGAAGUUCACGGGGCUGCCCCGCCAGUGGCAGAGCCUGAUCGAGGAGUCGGCUCGCCGGCCCAAGCCCCUCGUGGACCCCGCCUGCAUCACCUCCAUCCAGCCCGGGGCCCACAAGACCAUCGUGCGGGGCAGCAAAGGUGCCAAGGAUGGGGCCCUCACGCUGCUGCUCGACGAGUUUGAGAACAUGUCGGUGACACGCUCCAACUCCCUGCGGAGAGACAGCCCACCGCCACCGGCCCGUGCCCGCCAGGAAAACGGGAUGCCCGCAGAGCCGGCCAGCUCGGCCAGAGGGGCCCCGGAGAAGGCGGGCAGCCAAGGCCGGGGCGCCGGUCACAGCGAGGCGGGUGGCAGAAGUGGUGACAGGCGGCGGGUGGGGCCAGAGAAGAGGCCCAAGUCUUCCAGGGAGGGCUCAGGGGGGCCCCAGGAGUCCUCCCGGGACAAACGCCCCCUCUCUGGGCCUGACGUCGGCACCCCCCAACCCGCCGGUCUGGCCGGUGGGGCCAAAGCGGCAGCUGGUCGGCCCUUUAACACGUACCCGAGGGCCGAUACGGACCACCCGGCCCGGGGUGCCCAGGGGGAGUCUCACAGCGUGGCCCCCAACGGGCCAUCGGCAGGGGGCCUGGCGGUCCCCCAGUCCUCCUCCCGGCCUCCCGCCCGAGCCCGUGGACCCCCCAGCCCAGGAGUGCUGGGCCCCCAUGCCUCUGAGCCCCAGCUGGCUCCUCCGGCCCGCCCCGUCACUGCCCCCGCCCCCGCCCCCGCUGGGCCCCCGGCCCCCGGGCCCCCUGGGCCCCGCUCGCCACAGCGGGAGCCGCAGCGAGUGUCACACGAGCAGUUCCGGGCUGCCUUGCAGCUGGUGGUGGACCCCGGCGACCCUCGUUCCUACCUGGACAACUUCAUCAAGAUCGGCGAGGGCUCCACGGGCAUCGUGUGCAUCGCCACAGUGCGCAGCUCAGGCAGGCUGGUGGCCGUCAAGAAGAUGGACCUGCGCAAGCAGCAGAGGCGCGAACUGCUCUUCAACGAGGUGGUGAUCAUGCGGGACUACCAGCACGAGAACGUGGUGGAGAUGUACAACAGCUACCUGGUCGGGGAUGAGCUCUGGGUGGUCAUGGAGUUCUUGGAGGGCGGCGCCCUCACUGACAUCGUCACUCACACCAGGAUGAACGAGGAGCAGAUUGCUGCCGUGUGCCUGGCCGUGCUGCAGGCCCUGUCUGUGCUCCACGCGCAGGGGGUCAUCCACCGCGACAUCAAGAGCGACUCCAUCCUGCUGACCCACGAUGGCAGGGUGAAGCUGUCGGACUUCGGGUUCUGCGCCCAGGUGAGCAAGGAGGUACCACGGAGGAAGUCACUGGUUGGCACGCCCUACUGGAUGGCCCCCGAGCUCAUCUCUCGCCUCCCCUAUGGGCCAGAGGUGGACAUCUGGUCUCUGGGGGUGAUGGUGAUUGAGAUGGUGGACGGGGAGCCCCCCUACUUCAACGAGCCACCCCUCAAAGCCAUGAAGAUGAUUCGGGACAACCUGCCACCCCGACUGAAAAACCUGCAUAAGGUGUCACCCUCCCUGAAGGGCUUCCUGGACCGCCUGCUGGUGCGUGACCCGGCCCAGCGGGCCACGGCGGCUGAGCUGCUGAAGCACCCGUUCCUGGCCAAAGCGGGCCCGCCCGCCAGCAUCGUGCCCCUCAUGCGCCAGAAUCGCACCAGAUGAGGCCCAGUGCCCUGUCCCUGAACCAAAGAGCCCCUUGGGUCACCCCUGCGCGCCACAGGCCAGUCGGGGGCCGGCCCCCACUCCUCCCUGCCUGGGAGACACUCCCUGUGGCACCACCCUCCUUGCGGGGGGUUGGGGAGCGUGCAGGACCC